AUUCACUGGAGAGAGAGAGAGAGAGAGAGAGAGAGAGAGAGAGGAAGAGAUGGUGAGAACUCCAAGCUGUGAUAAAAAUGGAUUGAAGAAAGGCACAUGGACAGCAGAGGAAGACAGAAAGCUAACAGCUUAUGUUACUAGGUACGGCUGCUGGAAUUGGCGGCAGCUUCCCAAGUUUGCAGGUCUAUCAAGGUGUGGGAAGAGUUGCAGACUUCGAUGGAUGAAUUAUCUGAGGCCAAACAUCAAAAGAGGGAACUAUAGCAAGGAAGAAGAGGACACUAUCAUCGAGUUACACGAAUCAAUGGGGAAUAGAUGGUCUGUCAUUGCUGCGCGGCUGCCGGGAAGAACAGACAACGAGAUUAAAAAUCAUUGGCACACGAACCUCAAGAAACGAGUACUAGAACAGCAGAACUCAGUGCCACAUGAAGAAAAACACAGCUCAAACAAUCUUGCCCCGCGUGAAAAAAGACAGAAGAGAGUAAAACAGCAAAACAAUUCUCUUCUAAAUCCAACAACUUCCCAAAUCAUUGAUAGCUCACCAUCAUCCUCAACUGGAUCCUCCUCCAUCUCCAAAGACACUGCAGUUGCAACUAGCACAGAAGCAUAUGAAGAAACAAGUGAUAGUUUUUGGACACAGCCAUUUCUGACAGAUUGUUCCUUUGUGUCGAGUGAUUUCCUAGAGCAGCCAUUUGUGGACCCUGAAUAUAUAUCUCCCGUGUUUGAUGAAAUCUUCUGCCCAUAUGGUUUGUACGAGGAAAAUAUCAUAACCUCAAACAAUCUCUCCCCUACCCAAAACAUCAUUGAUGGCUCACCAUCAUCCCCACAACCUUCUUCAAGUGAAUUCUCUUCUUCAAGUGGUAAUUUUUGGACACAGCCAUUUUCUGCAGAUAAUUCCUUCAUUCCAAAUGAUUUCCUAGAACCGUUUAUGGACACUGAAUAUUUAUCUCCCGUAUUUGAUGAAGUCUUGUGCCCAUAUGAGGAGGGCUUGAACUGAUUAAACAAAUAUAUGCAUGGAGAAGUUGAUCGAUCUGUUCAAUUCCCUACCCUUAGGGUUAGUGGGAUUGGGGUGGGAUGGGGGUGGGAAUUCUAGCA
Alnus glutinosa is the source of this 1092-nucleotide messenger RNA. Its product is annotated as transcription factor MYB4-like. NCBI's taxonomy places the organism in Eukaryota, Viridiplantae, Streptophyta, Magnoliopsida, Fagales, Betulaceae. The transcript has 3 exons. The record is from RefSeq and is a predicted model, not a curated record. Bases 50 to 994 code for a protein of 314 amino acids.